Molecule: messenger RNA, 1524 nt
Organism: Bemisia tabaci
Lineage: Eukaryota; Metazoa; Arthropoda; Insecta; Hemiptera; Aleyrodidae
Source: RefSeq, a predicted model, not a curated record
GUCCUCGGUUACAAAGCGUAACCAUAUGCGAAAAAUUAUGUAAACAUUGUCAGAGUAGGUACAUACAUGCGAGGAAAAACCUGUGCAACCUGUAUGUGCAGCUGCUCUCUAUGAGCAGAAGGGCUGAUGUGGAAUGAAUUAUAAGGAUACCUAAUCUGGCAGUCAAUACACCCCCGGGACGGGACGGUUCAGUAUAUAGCACUGCUCUCGGUUAUUAAAGGUGACCUAAUAUUAUUAUAGUAGUUAGGAAUUAGCACGGAUAUUUCAUUAUGAUCAUAUCAUUACAUUCUGCAUCAGUACUUUUUCAUUGGCCGUGGUUUUAUUUCGUCUGGGUAGAUUUAAACUGAGAUUUAUAUGAUUACAACCGUCAUAUAUUUUGUUUUCUUUUUUUUUAAAAAAAAGUCUGAAGUCCUGAAAACUAAGAAGUCUGAUGGUUUUUACAUAUUUGAAAAUAAAACAGGUUUCUAGCUUAGGCCCGUUUUGAUGGAAAAUAUGGUCUUAACUUUGGUGAAAGCUGUUUUCGUGGUUUAUUUGGUCUACUCAGAAGCUGUGAACGUCACAAUAUUUUCUCAAAAGGAUUUCAAUGGGCAAAAAUGCGAUAUAAUUCUUCCUGGCUGUAAACCAGUCUGCCCAAAACUAGUCGGAAAUGUUGUUUCACUGAAGGCACCCAAAGGAACAUGCCUGAAGUUCUUCGCCUCAGUGGAUUGCAAAGGGACGCCCUCCAACUACAGAAGUGCAUACACGGUUAAAGCUGAGGGAAUGCCUGACUUGAAAGGGACACCUGCUUCAGAAUGGAAAGCCAUAGGAAACUGCAGCCAACCGAUUGGAAUUCCAGAUAACUCGGUGGGCCUGUUUCCUGAUAAAAAAUUCAAAGGAGCCCAUUGUGUCGUGCAGGUCUCGGGCUGCAAACUAAUGUGCGAAAAUGUGGCAGCGAAAUCCAAGUCGCUAAUCACAAACGUGGGUUGUUGUUAAAUUCUCCGGAACAAAGGAUUGUACAGGCACGGAAAUUUGGGACAUCCGACCUGGCGAAAAAGGAUUUGCUUUUGAUGAAUAUUACGGCUGUUGUGCCAACUUUUCAAAAAUCUCGUCUGUCAAAUCCUGCUAAAAGUUCGGAGAGAGGGAAAAAGAGAAAUGUCACCGUAUAUCAGUUUGCUUCAAGAAUAUUUGUUGCACUCUUCUUUAAAUUACCAUUAAAAAUUACGUUAAUUCGUGUAUCAAUUAGAGUACCUUAACAGGGAGGGCCACCUCAGUUUCCACCUCUGAUUGGCUCAGCCAUCUUAGGCUGAAUGGAGCCUUUUAAGACCAAAAAAUGGCGGACGCAAUAAGCUAAUGUGAUUCAAAAUGACUCAAAAAUUAGUUUUCUUUGCUUAUCGCAACGAGCAAACCCAAAUGCACGAUUGCGACUUAUCUACAUAGCUUUACUGCUAAUCAUGUGCAAUUUUUGAGAAAACCAUAUUAGAUAUAUUGUAAGGUUGGCAGCAAGUGUAAUUAAUGAAUACUGUCAAAAGAUGUCAAUGAUCCCCC